Molecule: messenger RNA, 1987 nt
Organism: Thamnophis elegans (Western terrestrial garter snake)
Lineage: Eukaryota; Metazoa; Chordata; Lepidosauria; Squamata; Natricidae
Product: UV radiation resistance-associated protein-like
Exons: 12
Biological process (GO): SNARE complex assembly
Cellular component (GO): lytic vacuole; endosome
Molecular function (GO): SNARE binding
Source: RefSeq, a predicted model, not a curated record
AUUAACAAAAGUUCUUUGUGGCGGCUUGCAGAAAAGCCACAAACAUUUUAAUUCCCGUUUUUUUUUUGCAAACGGGCGACGCAAUGCAUGAUGGGUAAUACAGCAUCCCUCUAGACAGGCCGGGCCCGGCCUCCUUCAUCUGUUGCUAUGGAGAUGCGCUCCCCUCCCUCCGAACGUCACUUGACAAAACAAGACCACGUGACCCCCUGUCCUCGGCUUCCCACCCUUCACCUAGUUCCAUCCGUCUGUCCAUCACUAUAAAGCUCCGUCCAAUCGCGAAGGACGUCUUAUAUAGUAUCCCUUUAGGCCCGCCGCUUGUAAGGAGCCCGCCGACCAAUGAGGGGCGAGAUGCGCGUUCGCUGUCCAUAGAGGCGGUGUUUCCAAAUACACACGCAGACGUAACGAAGCGCCUCAGAAAGACGGAGACGUUGGUUAGACCGACGUGCUUAGGGACCAAUGCGUCCGCAUUGCCGCAAGGAGGAAGCCCGCCUUCCUCCCCGAGGAGCCAAUCAGCGGGCGGCGUGUCUCCGUCGCUCCGUCUUCUAGUCGCUUCAGCCGUAUUGGAAAUAACAGGGCUUCGCGGAGAAGCGCGGGAGGCUCUGGAGUCGUUUCGCCGGUCCCGGAAAAAGCGAGCUGGAGGCUUUCAAAGAAGCCCCGGGGGCGGCCGCCGGGUCCUUUCGGAGGCCUCGUCAUCACCCUUAACUCUUCCAAAUCCUCCACCGGCAGCGGCAGGAGCGGGCUCAAUGCGCAUGCGCCAAGGCCUCUCCUGCUUCCGAGCCCUCCGGGCCGCCGCCGGGUCGCCGUCAGCAUGAGCCAAAGUGCUGCCGUCCUGCCCCCGCCGGGUCCCACCUCCCGCUCCAUGCAUGUGGAGCUGCCGUCUCAGCAGCGUCGCCUCCGUCAUUUGCGUAACAUCGCAGCCCGGAAUAUUGUCAAUAGGAACGGUUAUCGCCUCCUGGAUACCUAUUUCACUCUUCACUUGUGCGACAACAUAAAUAUAUGUAAAGAAUUUUAUAAGAGUGAAGUCAUAAAGAAUUCAUUGAAUCCGACAUGGCGCAGCCUUGAUUUUGGUCUAAUGCCCGAUCGCCUUGAUACGUCUGUAUCCUGUUUUGUGGUGAGGAUAUGGGGUGGCAAGAAUGAUACCUAUCAGCUACUGAUUGAGUGGAAAGUCACUCUAGAUGGACUCAAAUAUUUGGGCCAGCAGAUACAUGCUCGUAGCCCGAAUGAAAUCAUUUUUGGGCUGAACGAUGGCUAUUAUGGAGCCUUGUACGAGCGAAAGGGUGUCCCAGAAAUCCAAAAGAAUCUGCAAGUGGAUCCAAAUUGUGUCCGUAACUCAUAUGAUGUCUUCUCUUUGCUAAGGCUCCACUGGGCCCAGUGCGCCAUUAAGCAGACUCAGGUAACCGUUCAGAAAAUAGGAAGGGAGAUUGAAGAGAAACUGAGGCUUACGUCUACAAGCAACGAACUGAAAAAAGAGAGUGAGUGUUUACAGUUGAAGAUUCUGGUGCUUCAGAAUGAGCUAGAGAGGCAGAAAAGAGCCCUGGGCCGGGAAGUAGCCUUACUGCAUAAGGAACAAAGGGCACUACUUGAAAGAGGAAAAGUGUUCGAAGAAGAACAUUCAAAGCUCCUCUUAGAUAAGGAACCUCUACAAGAAUUAAGGAAAGAAUGCACUGCCAAGAGAGAGCAGUUCUUGAAGACCAAUGCUCAGCUGACCAUCAGGCGGAGGCAACUGCUCUCGGAGCUUUCCUGUAUUUAUCCGAUUGAUACGAACGAUCAAGAACAUUAUUUUAUUUGUGGAGUGAAGCUGCCCAAUUCUGAAAACUUCCAAGCAAAGGAUGAUGGGAGCAUUGCCGUCGCUCUGGGCUAUACGGCUCACCUGGUCUCCAUGAUUUCCUACUUCUUGCAAGUACCACUCAGGUAUCCCAUCAUUCACAAGGGCUCCCGGUCGGCCAUCAAAGAUAACAUUAAUGACAAACUGACUGAGAAAGAAAGA